AUGAGCUUCACUCGAAUCAUUCGAGACUUGAGCGUGCGUGCCUUGGCCGUCCUUGACUUAGUAGGGACGCGUUUUAGGCAAUCUAACCAUGUCUGGCGCCGUGGGAAAGGAAAGGGAAUAUCAACAAUUGUAUUGGGCGUUUUCGGGCUGAUAGUCCUCGGGCUCAUUAUUGGAGUAGCGCAUAAGUCUAACGAAGAUCUUGACUUCCUUGACUAUGAUGGCGGCGCUCCAGGUGUGGACUAUGCCUAUGAAGAUUUAGGCGGCGACGCAAGCUAUGAGCCGCCAGCAGAUGAGGAGGUCGGUAGAAAACCCGAUGACCCGCAGGUUUCAGAAGCAACAAAAAAGGCUUUUAAAGAGGUUUUGGAUGCCAUUCAGGCAAACUCGCCUGAGGGCCAAUUGCAGGUGUCGAAAGGCAGCGAAUGUAACCUUAUGGAUAUUGGCGUCACCGAUACCUCAAAGUUUGAUAGGCUAACGAAAGAGUCGUUAGAGAAGUGUCUUCAAAUUCCCGAAGAAAUGACAAAAACACUGCACGAGGCUCAUAAAAAAUUCAGGGCCGCUAUCGGUGAGAAACUAAUGCCAAUGUUCCGCAAAUUGGAUACUCCGGCCUUUAGUGGCGAUGGUAUAUUGAUUGUUGGUGGUGGGAAAUAUUCUGUAUUUGCGUUACCCGCUAUCAAAGCUAUAAGAGAGAACAGUGGAUUCAAGCUUAAAAGUUCCAUCCCAAUCGAGAUUAUAAUUCCUCCAAGUGACAAAGCGGAUAGAGGUUUCUGUGAUAACGUCUUGCCCAAAGUUGACCCCUUGGGUCUAACCAAAUGUGUCUUUUUAGAUGAAAUGUUUGAUGCUGAUACUUUGUCGCACAUAGAAGGCUACCAAAUCAAAGCUCUAGCUUUGUUGGUUUCUAGGUUUGAAAGAGUGCUAAUGCUUGACGCUGACAACUACGUGGUGAACUCUAUCAAUGAUUACUUCACCAGUUCAGCUCUAAAUGAUAAGGGUCUUAUCUUGUGGCCAGAUUAUUGGCGCCGCCUGCAUCAUCCCAAGUUGUACGGAAUUGUGGACCUUGGGGUAUCUCCUGAUCACAUCUCAAGGUAUUCUGUUGACGACGUUUCGCCCGAUUACAUGUACAAAAAGAGUGUAACAGACACACCGUUUCACGACUUUAGGGACGCGCUUCCUGAUGGGGGGACUGAGUCAGGCCAGCUUUUGGUCGACAAAAAGAAGCAUCUGGAUUCCAUAAUAAUGAGCUUGUACUAUAACUAUAACGGCAAAUCUUACUACUACCCAAUUCUGGGACAAGGAUUUGCUGGCGAGGGUGAUAAAGACACUUUUGCGUUGGCAAGCAGGGUCAUGCAUGGACCCGGCUCCUUUUAUCAAGUCAAGACCCCAGUUGAUACCCUAGGUCAUUGGGCCGAUGCCAAAGAUGAAAUUAGGCUAUUAGAAGAAGAGUACGAGAAUGUUGAGAAAAAGUUUAGAGGGUGCGCAAUGCUUCAACACGAUUACAUCGAGGACUCCAAAUUCUCAUCAUUAGCAAGGGAGGUUCUAGGCAAUACGAUCAGAAAUAAUGAGGAAAAGUUUUGCGAUGAAUGGGCUGCGAAGAACAAAGGCAAGUUCAGUGCUGAGGAGAAAGCACGCAGAGAAGAGUGCAAAAAAAGCAAGGAGGUUCAGGAUGCACUCCAUGAGAAAAUGAGGGCCUCUUACAAACUCGAUGAUUAUCUGGCUUUCUUCUCGUUUACUGGGGUAUCAUUUGUUCACUCGCACUUGCCCAAGUAUGACCCAUGGGAGUGGUACGAGAAUGGAGAUAUGAUGUUUGACGGGAAGAAAGCGAAAAAAAACCACAAGAAUGAUCCUGACUACGUUCCAGCUCACUCGGGAAACUACCGCAUGUAUGACUCCAAAUUUAACCAAAUUUCUUCCUACGAUUUAGAGUUGGCAAACUGGUCUGCAUUCAAAAGUUAUCUAUGCGACUUGGAAGGUGGUUACAAAAAUUUCGGGUACCUUUCUAACAAGAUAGAUUCCACCAAAUCCCCAAAACAAAGCAACAAAGACAUGUGCAAGUACAUUGAAGAGAGAGUUGAGUACUUAAAGAGCACUUCUUGGAAUGAUUACGAUGUGUAA
Molecule: messenger RNA, 2109 nt
Organism: Lachancea thermotolerans CBS 6340
Lineage: Eukaryota; Fungi; Ascomycota; Saccharomycetes; Saccharomycetales; Saccharomycetaceae
Product: alpha-mannosyltransferase
Exons: 1
Coding region: 1-2109 (702 amino acids)
Biological process (GO): mannan biosynthetic process
Cellular component (GO): Golgi apparatus
Molecular function (GO): alpha-1,2-mannosyltransferase activity
Source: RefSeq, a predicted model, not a curated record